Paramuricea clavata is the source of this 443-nucleotide messenger RNA. Lineage: Eukaryota; Metazoa; Cnidaria; Anthozoa; Malacalcyonacea; Plexauridae. The record is from the annotation of a GenBank genome assembly.
UCGUUCCUUGACGCAGUAAAUAACCACAUCCCAACUAAAACAAUAAAGGAUACCAACUCUCUUCCUUGGGUAGAUAAAGAAGUUCGUCAUCUCAUUCGAAAGAAAUACUCAGCAUUAAAAAGAUACCGCCAAAACAAGUGUGAAACGAGAAAACAAAAGCUAAGAGGCUUAAGUGACGCCGUCAAGUCGCUAGUUAAAAAGAAGCAUAGGGAAUAUCUAAGGAAAAUCGAAACAUCAUUUGCAACUAAUCCAAAACUUUUCUGGACUUACCACAAAGCAAUUUUGCAUAGCAGAUCAAAACAGACUUCUGACAUUGUCUUCAACGGUAUUACAGCAAAGUCUUCUGCAGAAAAAGCCGAGCUUCUGAAUUCUUACUUCUCCUCAGUAUUUACAACAUCCAGUACUGACAUCGGGAAUUGUGAUGGUGAGGCGUCUGAAACUGA